AUGUUUACAACAAGAUUGGCCUAUAGAUUUGCCAAAUCAGUUCCCGUCGUGGAUGUCACUUCAUUUCUGGCCAAAAAAGGUGACUCAUCGGCUCAGUGCGCCCAAGUAGCUGAGGCUCUGCAUAACUACGGUGCUGUAUGCAUCAAGGAUCCCAGAGUAAACGAUCGUCAUAAUGUUGACUUCCUCGACAUGAUGGAGAAGUAUUUUGCGAGUAGAGCUGCCAAAUUCUAUAAUGACGAGAAGGUACUCUCCCUAUCUAGACUCUAGGUCGAAGAUAUCUUUCCAAAUUAUUCCUAUCAAGUGGGGGCCACUCCAGAGUUCGUAGAGAAAGCCCGUACACACUCGAAUGUGAUUAGACAAAAACACCAAGGAAAAUGAAGCAUACACUCCUCAGCCAGCUCCUUAUGUAAGUGAAUCAACUAUUUUAUUUUAGGAUGCCAAAUGGAGGUUCUUUUGGCCCAUUGAUGAUACAGGCAGACGAACCAAAGACGAAGAGUAACUAAUAACUCUUAGUAUUUUAGUUUUAAACCGCCAAGAUUCAGACCGAAGGAUGUUCCUCAGUUUGGAGAGAGAAUGGAAUAGUGGGGGAAAAUGAUGAUUAAUGGAUGUUUGACUGUUGCUGAAAUGGCUGCCAUUGGCAUGAGUAUACCAGCUGAUACAUUUACUACCAGGAUGCAGGGAGGUCCUCAUCUUCUGGCUCCAACUGGAUCAGAUAUGGAGAGACACAAACUCGGCACUGUCUUCGCAGGUUUUCAUUAUGAUCUCAAUUUCUUGACUAUUCAUGGCAAGAGUCGUUAUCCUGGACUGUAUGUGUGGUUGAGGAAUGGGGAGAGAAUUUCCGUUGCUGUUCCUGAGGGACAUCUCUUGUUGUAAGCGGGAGCUCAAUUUGAUUUACUGACUGGAGGCUAUGUCACGUGUGGUUAUCAUGAAGUACUCUCUCUGUUUCGAUUGUGAUAGGUCAUCUACACGGAGGAUGCUAAGAAGAGAUUCGAGGAGAAUAAGAAGGCAGGAAAGAGUACUUGGAGAGUGUCCUCAACUUUGUUCUCUCACAUUAACUCUGAGGUCACUCUCCAACCGUUGGGCAAGUUUGCUAAGUAGGGAUUGCCUGAGAAGUACAAACCCAUCAAGGCUUUUGAUCAAGUCUAACAAGAGUUGGAGGCCAUCAAAUUAAAGUGA
Messenger RNA from Paramecium octaurelia, 1176 nucleotides. The record is from the annotation of a GenBank genome assembly. Lineage: Eukaryota; Ciliophora; Oligohymenophorea; Peniculida; Parameciidae.